This is a messenger RNA of Nycticebus coucang (slow loris), 1604 nucleotides long. RefSeq names its product colony stimulating factor 3 (gene CSF3). Gene Ontology annotation, cellular component: extracellular region. The coding region runs from base 202 to 816 and encodes 204 amino acids. NCBI's taxonomy places the organism in Eukaryota, Metazoa, Chordata, Mammalia, Primates, Lorisidae. The transcript has 5 exons. Gene Ontology annotation, molecular function: cytokine activity; growth factor activity. Gene Ontology annotation, biological process: immune response; positive regulation of myeloid cell differentiation; positive regulation of cell population proliferation. The record is from RefSeq and is a predicted model, not a curated record.
UUCACAAAACUUUCGCAAACAGCCUUUUGUUCCAACCCCAUGGCAUUGUCCUGGACACUAAAUUUGCAUAAAUCCUGGGAAGUUAUUACUAAGCAGCUUCAGGUAAUUUCCUCCCAGACCUCUUAGGGGUUAUGUAUAAAGGCCCUCUGGAUCUAGGCCCCAACAGAGCCCAGAGGCUGUGGCCCAGACCCAUCCAGACCCAUGGCUAAACCUGCUGUCCAAAGCCCCGUUAAGCUGAUGGCCCUACAGCUGCUGCUCUGGCACAGUGCAUUCUGGAUGGUACAGGAAGCCAGUCCCCUGGGCCCUGCCAGUUCCCUGCCCCAGGACUUUCUGCUCAAGUGCUUAGAGCAAGUGAGAAAGAUCCAGAAUGAAGGUGCGGCCCUGCAGGAGAAGCUGUGUGCCACCUACAAGCUGUGCCACCCUGAGGAGCUGGUGCUGCUGGGGCACUCUCUGGGCAUCCCCCAGACUCGCCUGAAUGGCUGCCCAAGCCAGGCCCUGCAGCUGACCAGCUGCUUGAGCCAACUCCACAGGGGCCUCUUCCUCUACCAGGGCCUCCUGCAGGCCCUGGCAGGGAUAUCCCCUGACUUGGCCCCCACCUUGGACAUGCUGCAACUGGAUGUCGCUGACCUUGCCACCACCAUCUGGCAGCAGAUGGAAGACCUGGGGGUGGCCCCUGCCCUGCAGCCCACCCAGGGUGCCAUACCCACUUUCACCUCUGCUUUCCAGCGCCGAGCGGGAGGUGUCCUGGUCACUUCCCAUCUGCAGCGCUUCCUGGAACUGGCGUACCGUGUGCUCCGCUACCUCGCUCAGCCCUGAGCAAGCCCUUCACAUCCUGUAUAUUUAUCUCUAUUUAAUAUUUAUGCCUAUUUAAUCCUGUAUUUAAAGGCAGGGAAGAGAACGGAGCCCCAGAUUUCUGGGCCCUUCCCUCCAUCUCCUGCUGUAGCAGUGAGAACAGCUCCUGUCCUCCUGUCCCCUGGACUAGGAGGUGAAUAGGUAAAUACCAAGUAUUUAACUCCUGUCACUGCUCCCUGGCCCUGGUUGUGUGGAGCACUGGGGAGAGCUGCAGUGAGUCUUCCCCCUAGGGUACCCACCAUGGGGCCCUUGGGAGGAUCAGAAGGUCUCCCACAUCGGAGACCAGACAUCCCUGUUUAAUAUUUAAACAGCAGUGUUCCCCAACUGGGUCCUCCCACCCUCACUUUGGUCUCUGCUGUCUGUGCCAGACCCUGUGUCUCUUGGGUGUCAAGUCCCUGGACUAGUAAGGGCAGCAAGUGGGGGUGUUGGCCCUGGGGUCCCACGAAUUUGCUGGGGAAUUUAGUUUGUCUUAAGAUUUGGGGGGCAUAUUUUGACUCCCAGCAUAAGGAGUGCAAGCAUCAUGGACAUUUCUCCCGUUUUUCCGGGUGGUCUUUCCAGGUGCCCUCAGGACGCCCACCCUGCCCCACCAGGAUCAGACUCCUGACUCCCUUUAGGGCUGGGCUUCUGCCUCACUGAGCUGGGACUGGGGAUGUGGGAGGGAAUGUGUCAGGUGUGUGUAAGAGGAAACUCGACUAUUCGCACUCCACCACUGAUCCCACUUUCUCUUUGUAACCAAGCUUCAGAAUAAUAAA